ACAGUAUAAACAUAUCUACAAUAUAAUAUAAAUAUAUGUGCAUAAUAUAAAUAUAUGUGCAAUAAGAAAAAAAUCACAUGUCACCUUGAGGUUGUUGCAUGUAUAAAUCAAGUAGUUUGUGAACUGGAUCUCAGUAGCUAGUUAAGCAUUUAAAUGUAUGGUUUACAAAUGCAAAAUACUAUGAAACGUUGACAUAUUAUUUUUGCUAUGGAAAUUGGGAUUAAGCAUAUCCUGAUUACGUUUUGCUUUAAACAAUAUAGGAAAAGUUGUAACUUUUUUAAGUUAUAUUGUGUACAAAAGAAUAUUUUCCUCCUCUCUUGUAGUUUUCUGCCUUUAAUCUUCCCUGAUCAUUGAGGUAAUCAGUUUUGUACCGGGAGGCCAGGCAUCAUCUUCCCAAGAACUACUUCAUUAGUGACCUCAGAUGAAAACAUGAUUGCAAUCAUGGGUGGCAUUUUCACUGCGUGGACGUCGCAUGGCCGGAGCACGAGCGGAACGGGGAGCGCGCUCCCCACUCCCACUACAAACACAGAGACACAUCACCAUCAGCUACCAUCCAUCCAUCUUCAACAGCUGGAGGAAGAGGGUGGGCUGCGUGGACGCGCCUCUCUCUUUUCCCUCUCUUUCUGCGCUGCUCCUAGGUGCGCGCUCCCGAGCCGGAGGCAGGCUUUCGGGGAGCUGUGAGAACAGACAAGCGGCUGCGGGGGAGAGAGAAAGAUGGAGGUGAGGGUCGGGGAGAGACUCCUGUGGCUGGCCGUGCUGUCCACUGUCCUCUGCGUGGAUUCGGUCUUCGGAAAAUACGUCAAAGGCAUCGUCAAUACCAAAGAGGACUGGGUUUUCCUCACACGUUUCUGCUUUCUAACAGAGUUUGGGCGGCUGGAUUUCCGAUUUCGCUACCCAAAGUCGCGCUGCUGUCAGAACAUUCUGCUCUACUUUGAUGACACCUCUCAGUGGCCAGCUGUGUACAAGAAGACAGAGAAGAACUGCUACGAGAAGGAAGCAGUGCUGAGACCUGAAAACAACCAGGUCAUCAAUCUCACCACACGCUACACCUGGUCAGGAUGUGUGGUGGAGGACGACGGCAUCGAGGAGGUUCUAAGUUGCGUGGGUGGUCGCAGUUUCCGCUCAGUGAGGGAGAGGUGGUGGUACAUCGCUCUCAGCAAGUGUGGGGGCGAUGGCUUGCAGCUGGAGUACGAGAUGAAGCUGACCAAUGGCCAGUCUUUCUGGACACAGCAUUUCUCUGCAGAUGAGUUUGGAAUCUUGGAGACUGACAUCACGUUCCUGGUCAUCUUCACAUUAGUGUUCCUCCUCUCCUGCUACUUUGCAUACAAUCUGAAGGGAAGACAGCUUCUUCACACAACCUACAAAAUGUUUAUGACGGCCGCAGGUGUGGAGGUGCUCAGCCUAAUGUUCCAUUGUGUCUACUGGGGCCUGUAUGCCAGGGAUGGAGUUGGCAACGGCAGCCUGAAGAUACUCGGGAAAUUACUGUUCUCCGUCAGUUUCUUGGUGUUCCUUCUGAUGCUCAUACUGUUGGGUAAAGGUUUCACUGUCACCAGGGCGAGGAUCAGCCACAGUGGCUCUGUUAAACUGAGCAUCUACAUGACAGUCUACACAAUCACCUACGUCAUCCUCUUCAUCUAUGAGGCGGAGUUCUUUGACCCAGGUGAGGUGCUUUACGCCUACGACAGCCCCGCAGGCUACGGCCUGAUGGGCCUGCAGCUGGUCGCGUACGUGUGGUUCUGCUACGCUGUGCUGGUCUCCCUGAAACAUUAUCCUGAGAAGCAGCCCUUCUUUGUCCCUUUCUUUACCACAUACACAUUAUGGUUUUUCGCUGUGCCUGUGAUGGCUCUGAUUGCCAACUUCGGGAUACCUCGAUGGGCUCGGGAAAAGAUUGUGAACGGGAUCCAACUCGGCAUCCACCUCUACGCUCACAUCGUCUUCCUUGUUAUCACAAGACCAUCAGCAGCUAACAAGAACUUCCCAUAUCAUGUUCGGACCUCUCAGAUCGGGAUCUUGCAGUCCAGUCCAAAAGGAGGUGAGGGAGGGGAGAGUUUUCCCCACCAUGCCUAUGGAAACAGCUCCUUCCUUGGAGAUUCUCAACCCAACUUCACUGAACUCUUCUCCAUCCAAUCAGAUCCAGUGAAAACUGUAGAAGAGACGGUAGCUCGUAAAGGACCCAAUGUGCCGAGGAACAGCGAACAAAAGAUCAUUACCACCGCUGCAGACUUAACCAUGAUAUUGCCCCCACCUCCACCUCCGAUACCCCCACGUCCUGCCUCACGCUCACCUCCGAUGCCCCCUCGGCUUCCAUCAUUCACAGAGUAUUUCAGCAUGCAGAGCGGUGGUGGAGGAGGCUUUGGAACGAAGGCAUGAAGUGAAUGGGAAAGAAAGACAGUGGCAGAAAGGAUGAAGGCUACAGAAAGAGGUGGUGCGAAUGACGGUGUCAAAAAGGUCAUCCAAAAUAACAGAGGAAUUGUAGAUGGAAGGACACACAUGAGAAGUCAUCACAAACGUAAAUCCCUGAAUGGUCCUUUUAACCUGCAAAUGGAAAUGACCUGUAUGGAAAAGUUAGGGGGAUGGCUCUGACGCAAAUGCUGAGGUUGUAAAAGAAUAAAGAAGCAAUAAAUAUUUGAUGUUGACCAGUUGAAGGCACACGGGGAGAAAGAUGACGAAGUGGAUGUAGCCAGAGCAAUAGAAUGAUAACUGUGCACAAUGUGGAAAUGAACAAAAUUCUUCAAAUACUUUUAUUGAAAAAUUCAUGGGGAUUUGAUGGUGUGUCUGGAAGUUUGUAAAUAGCUAAAAAUGUUGAGAACAACAACUCUGUAUAGUUUUAUUUCAACAGAGGAGAUUAAUUCAUGUAUUUUCCCUAAACAUGACAUUCCAGUUGGUGCCUCAACCACAGAAAUUUCAUGCUAUUACAUGUUUAAAAUUCAUAAAAAAUACUUUUUUAUGUUCUAGACAUUUUUGAUAAAACUUAGGUAUAUUUAUGGUAUAUGGAGUCUGUUGUUUAUUUAUAUUCUGACUAUAAGCUUUCAUUGGAACUGGUUUUUCUGGAUCGAUAUGCUGAUGUGUAACUGUAAAUUGUCAUAUUUAAUCUAGGCACCUCCAAGUACAAUACUCGUAAUACAUGCAUGUUUGUGUUGUAGUUCUGGUCCGAAAAGCAGAUGUAUGUACUCCAUAUGACCAUAGAAUAUUCACUUAUUGUGUGUAUUGAAACCCAUACUUCUAUAAAUACAUACAAUAGGCUGCAGUAUGCUUUUUUACUGCAAAUCUUCUGUUAAUUAUUUUUCAGAUUGAAACUGUCUUGUAUUUGUAACCCAAAAACAGAAGUAGGCAUGGGCUGGUUUGACAUUCUGAGACAUAAUAAGUGUGGGCAAAAAUACCACAGUUCCACAUCAGAUUGCAGAACAAAAACAAGCAUUUAAUAUAGAUGCAGCUAUCAGAGAUUUGUGGCUGGUCUUUGUAAACCUCUGACCUGCUAAUAGCACCUUUUAGUAGAUUCUAAAUUUUCCUGAAGAUCUUUAACAGUAUAAAAUAUUUGUUGGACCAGUUUGUUCCAUGAUCAGUCAUUGUUUAUGAUAAGAGUGGAGGUGACUUCACACUGUGUGUGGGGGAGAGAUUAUGCUGGAAAACAGGGUUUUACUCUUUUUUUUUUUUUUUUUAAACAAAAGACAAAAUGAUUUCACAGCUGAUAUUUCAAACUGUCUUCGGCAACAUCUAAUAAUAUUUAGCAUGGUUAGCAUUAGUAACUGUAAACAUUAGUCCAUGUUUGUAUUCUAUAUAGUGCUCUGGUUUGUAUCUUUGCUAAUUCAUAGCCUGGUACUGUUAUUUUGCCCCAUAUCUACUUCUGUUUCAUAGCCGCACACCUAACCGUUGUGUAUCAGAUUAUUUUCUUUUGGUAAAUGAAUAGUUUUGAUAAAUUGUGGACAUCAAUGAUUAGAAAAAGAGAAGAAAUAACCAGUGCCCAAACUUCCACACUGGAGAGUGUUGUUAUUAAUGCAACUGAUAACAUUUUUUACUUUCUCACAGGCUGCUCACCAGGACAAUCUGGUCAAUCUAAAAAAUGUUUGUGUCUGCUCAUUAACUGAUUUAUCUGUUCAUACAUAUUUAAGAACAUAUAAAAUAUAACACCCUAACACGAUAUUAUUCUAGCUCUAAAGGCAUAUUUAUUUUCUGUUCUACAUUGUUUUUUAUUUAUUUAUUCAUAAUCUCCUAUUAGCCAUGAUACACAGCUGACUGACAUUUCUCAGCCAAUACACUUCUACACUGUCUUUGGUUUGUCAUUAAGAGCAGUUUAAACCACACAAAUAUCAGUUCGACAAUAUUUUAAUGGUUUUAAAAAUGUGACUUUUUCGAACAAUAAAACUAGAUACCUGCCCAUGCCUAAUAAAAUCAAAAUCAUACAGUACUGUUUUUAGUUUAUUAUUUCACUGGAGUGCAGACUAUCCCUGUUAAACUGUCAUAUCUGUGUUAGUGGAUGUUGGUGAAUGUACAGAUGCAAUACAGCACCAGGACAGCGGUGAUGCUAAAGUUGUCCAGUGCUUCAGAUUUAUCAGAUUCAUUUUUCUGUAAAGCCUUCCAUGAUUUUAUAAACAAGUGUCUUUGUGCUUUGGUAAUUAGAUUUUCUAAUUCUAAUCAAAAAUCCGUUAUGACUAACAAAAAACUAGUGAGUUAUUUGAUUUUAAUGGUAAAGUCGAAUAUAAAAUUGAAAUACAAGCCGUUUUUUCUUUUGUGAUAAAAAUGGAUGAGUGGAAGUUUAAAUUUGUUUUGAUUUAAUUUUUCUUUUUUCAUAUUUAAACCUUAAAAUAUGCUAAAUUGACCAGUGUUUUGAUGAUCCUAGUCAGCCACCAGUUCUGCGACCAUUGUAUGUUGUGAUACUAGGUGGCGCUGUGUCCUGUUUUCUUUAACUUCUGAAACAUCACUUUCUAAAAACUUCAGUGUGAUUUCUGCUGAUUCGUUUUUUACCACAAUUUUUUUUUUUUCUUCCAUUUUAUAUGUUGUAGUUUAAAACCAAAAUCAAAUAACCACUUGUUUUUUGUUGCUGUUGUUUCGCCAUUACUGGUUUUAAACCUAAUUACCAAAACAAGCAUAGACCCAAGAGGCUCUCUCUCUCUUAUUUAUUUUACAAAAAUAACCCCUGACCCCUGUCUUGUAUCUGAACCAUAAAUCAAUUUAUUUGUUGGUCUUUUACACCUUAAUGUUUAAACUGUGCAAAAAAAACUGAACAAACAUUCAGUUAUAAUAUUCAAUAUGCUGCCCUUAUAUCGGGAAUAAAAAGAAGUGUAGAGGAGCUGUGAAAGCAGCAACAUAACUACAUUUUGUCUGCCCUGCAUGGAGCACUUUAAUGUUCCUGGUCUUGUUCUGUUUAUUUGUGUGCAUCCAUCCUAUAGGACUGCUUUAAAAACCUGUAUUUACACUUCAUGGAGUAUUAUCCCAGAUGCGUACACCUGUAAAUACGGACUGAAACCGUCAUUGUGACAUUUUAGGGAAUAAUUCAUGCUUUGUUUGCAACAAAGUCAAUGGUUUUAUCUUGAAUUAGAGAUUCUGGGGUGCUCAGCUUCGAGCCCCCAGAUUUAUCAGUGGCAAACUUGUUGUCAUGGAGUACCGAUGUUAGGACUGUAAUGUGUAAAAUGUAGGAGUCUUUUCAGAAGUGUAACUUUGUGAAACUGACUGGUACUUGAAUUAGAGUACUAAUUGUUGCUUCUGAGUAUGUGUCUGGUCUGUAUUUGGCAUGUCUGCCUCUUUGUCCGAUGUUGCCAUGACUUGACUGUAUAGACACGGAGAGACCGAGGCAGGCUUACUGAUAUUGUAACACUGCUUUAGCCACGUUUAUGCCCUCGUUGAAAUGACAUAAGGUUUUGUGGAGACACAACUUGAAGAAAGAAUUUGUGUGCAUGACAGAGAACAGCACAGCUUUUAGGCUACUCAGAGCGAUCUGGUUAAGAGCACAUCACUAAAGCACCAUUCAAAUGCAUUUUAUUGGUGUCAAAUAAUAUUAACUAUAAAAAUGCUGUACAUAUACACUUUUUGCCAAAAUAACUAAUAAAAAUAUGGUUUUAUUUAAA
This is a messenger RNA of Girardinichthys multiradiatus, 6062 nucleotides long. RefSeq names its product transmembrane protein 145 (gene tmem145). Lineage: Eukaryota; Metazoa; Chordata; Actinopteri; Cyprinodontiformes; Goodeidae. The transcript has 15 exons. The coding region runs from base 715 to 2370 and encodes 551 amino acids. Gene Ontology annotation, biological process: response to pheromone; G protein-coupled receptor signaling pathway. The record is from RefSeq and is a predicted model, not a curated record.